Molecule: messenger RNA, 3390 nt
Organism: Poecilia latipinna (sailfin molly)
Lineage: Eukaryota; Metazoa; Chordata; Actinopteri; Cyprinodontiformes; Poeciliidae
Product: NACHT, LRR and PYD domains-containing protein 3-like
Exons: 9
Molecular function (GO): protein binding
Source: RefSeq, a predicted model, not a curated record
UUGACUUCAGUCUGGAUCUUUGUGUGUUUUGUUAGGAAGAGGCUGGAAAAUGACGACCAGCUUGAAUCUGAACUCAAACAUUUAUCCUCUGAUUACCAAAGAGUGGACCAGCAGAGCUCAGAGGUUCCCACUGAUCCAUCUGUCCAGCCGCAUCAAACACAGCUGGACUCCAUAUUUAUGCUGCUGGAGGAAAACAUCAUCACUUUCGUGAAAAACGAGCUGAAGAACAUCCAGAAGGUUCUGAGUCCAGAUGACCCAGGAUGCUCAGAGGGUCAGAGUGAGGAUGAGGAGGCAAUGGGAGGUGAGGAUGAAGAGCAGAGGAGGAGCAGCAGAGAGGCGGUGAUGAAGAUCACCCUGAACUUCCUGAGGAAGAUGAAGCAGGAGGAGCUGGCUGACCGUCUGCAGAGCAGGACUCAAGCUGGAAAUUGUCAACGGAAACUCAAGUCAAACCUGAAGAAGAAGUUCCAGUGUGUGUUUGAGGGAAUCGCUAAAGCAGGAAGUCCAGCCCUCCUGAACCAGAUCUACACAGAGCUCCACAUCACAGAGGGGUUAACUAGAGAGGUCAACCAGGAACAUGAGGUCAGACAGAUUGAAACAGCAAACAGGAAACCACACAGACCAGAAACAACAAUCAGACAAGAAGACAUCUUUAGAGUCCAACAUGAAAGAGAUCAACCAAUCAGAACAGUGAUGACAAAGGGAGUGGCUGGCAUUGGGAAAACAGUCUUAACUCAGAAGUUCACUUUGGACUGGGCUGAAGACAAAACCAACCAGAACAUCCAGUUCAUAUUUCCAUUCACCUUCAGAGAGCUGAAUGUGCUGAAAGAGAAAAAGUUCAGCUUGGUGGAACUGAUUCAUCACUUCUUUACUGAAACCAAAGGAAUCAGUAACUUUGAACAGUUCCAGGUUCUGUUCAUCUUUGAUGGUCUGGAUGAGAGUCGACUUCCUCUGGACUUCAAGAAGAAUCCAGUCCUGACUGAUGCUUCAGAGUCCAGCUCAGUGGAUGUUCUGCUGACAAACCUCAUCAGGGGGAAACUGCUUCCCUCUGCUCUCCUCUGGAUAACCACACGACCUGCAGCAGCCAAUCAGAUCCCAGAAAAGUUUCCUGACAGAGUGACUGACAUUAGAGGAUUCGAUGACCCACAGAAGGAGGAGUACUUCAGGAAAAAAUUCAGAGAUGAGGAUCAGGCCAGCAGCAUCAUCUCCCACAUCAAGACAUCACAAAGUCUCCACAUCAUGUGUCACAUCCCAGUCUUCUGCUGGAUCACUGCUACAGUCCUAGAGGAUGUGCUAAAAGCAAAUGGGAGAGGGGAACUUCCAAAGACUCUAACUCAGAUGUACAUCCACUUCCUGGUGGUUCAGACCAAACUGAGGAAGAUCAAAUAUGAUGGAGAGCCUGAAACAGAUCAACACUGGAGUCCUGGAAGUCGAAAAAUCAUUGUGUCUUUGGCAAAACUGGCUUUUGAUCAGCUGCAGAAAGGAAACCUGAUCUUCUAUGAAUCAGACCUGACAGAGUGUGGCAUCGAUAUCAGAGCAGCCUCAGUGUACUCAGGAGUGUUCACACAGAUCUUUAGAGAGGAGAGAGGGCUGUACCAGGACAAGGUGUUCUGCUUCGUCCAUCUGAGUGUUCAGGAGUUUCUGGCUGCUCUUCAUGUUCAUCUGACCUUCAUCAACUCUGGUAUCAAUCUAAUGGAGGAACAGUUGACAUCCUGCAGUUCUGAAGUAAGAGAAGAUCAAUCUGCAGAAACAGACAUUUACAAGAGUGCUGUUGACAAGGCACUGCAGAGUCCUGAUGGACACCUAGACUUGUUCCUGCGCUUCCUCAUGGGUCUUUCCCUGCAGACCAACCAAAGACUCCUUGAAGGUCUGUUGAGACAAACUGGAUGUUGUUUCCAGACCAACCAGGAAACUGUUCAGUAUGUCAAGAAAAAUAUCAGUGAGAAUCUGUCUGCAGAGAAAAGCAUCAAUCUGUUCCACUGUCUGAAUGAACUGAAUGAUCGUUCCUUAGUGGAGGAGAUCCAACAGUCUCUGAGUUCAGAAAGUUUGUCCGCAGAACGACUGUCUCCUGCCCAGUGGUCAGCUCUCGCUUUCAUAUUGGUCUCCUCCGAACAAAGCCUGGAUGUAUUUGACCUGAAGAAGUAUUCACCCUCAGAGGAAGCUUUUCUAAGGUUGAUUCCAGUGGUCAAACAAUCAAAGAAAGCUCUCCUGAGCCAGUGUAAUCUGUCAGACAGAAGCUGUGAACCUCUGUCCUCAGUCCUGGGCUCCUCUUCAUCAAACCUGAUUGAACUCAACUUGAGCAACAACAACCUGAGGGACUCAGGAGUUGCUCUGCUGUGUGCUGGACUGGAGAGUCCACAAUGUCAACUGGAAAUUCUCAGGCUGAGCGCCUGUAACUUGUCAGGUAGAAGCUGCCAUCAUCUGUCCUCAGUGCUGAGCUCUCAGUCCUCCAGUCUGAGUGAGUUGGACCUGACAAACAACGAUCUGAAGGAUUCUGGAGUCAACCUCCUGUCUAUUGGACUGGCUAGUCCAAACUGUAAACUGGAGACUGUCAGCCUCUCAGGAUGUCUGAUCACAGAGGAGGGCUGUGCUUAUGUGGCCUCAGCUCUGACCUCUAACCCCUCCCAUCUGAGAGAGCUGGACCUGAGCUACAACGAUCCAGGAGAAGAUGGAAAAUCAAUUCUGACGGCUAGAUUUGAAGAUGAGUGUUCCAGACUGGAGACUCUCAGGAUGGAGCCUGCUGGAGUUCAGUACUUGAAACCAGGUCUGAGGAAGUAUUCCUGUCGACUCAGCAUCGACACAAACUCAGUGAACAGAAACCUCCAGCUGUCCGACGGCAACAGGAAGGUGACGCAUGUGGAGGAGGAUCAGCGGUAUCCUGACCAUCCAGACAGAUUUGACUGGUGUCGUCAGCUUCUUUGCACAACUGGCCUGACUGGUCGCUGUUACUGGGAGGUGGAGCGAAAAGGGAGAGUUCAUGUGUCAGUGAGUUACAGAGGAAUCAGAAGGAAGGGAGACAGUGACAACUGUGAGUUUGGAUACAAUGAUAAGUCCUGGAGUUUGUUCUGCUCUGAUGGGAUUUACUCCGUCUAUCACAAUAACAAAGGAACAUCAGUUCGCCUCAACUGCAUCUCCUCUUCCUCCUCCUCCUCUUCCUCUGCCACCAGCAGAGUAGCGGUCUAUCUUGACCAUCCUGCUGGGACUCUGUCCUUCUACAAAGUUUGCUCUGACUCCCUGAUCCACAUCCACACCUUCAGCACCACCUUCUCUGAACCUCUCUAUCCUGGGUUUGGAGUUGGGUUCAGGCCCGGUUCCUUUGUGUCUCUCUGUUUGGUUUAGAACAGGAAACACCCGUCUAGUCCGUCAGCAUUAGCCUCUUAUGGUGUCAUAGAU